Messenger RNA from Lichtheimia ornata, 1557 nucleotides. RefSeq lists its product as uncharacterized. Bases 1 to 1557 code for a protein of 518 amino acids. Gene Ontology annotation, biological process: amino acid biosynthetic process. Gene Ontology annotation, molecular function: aspartate kinase activity. Lineage: Eukaryota; Fungi; Mucoromycota; Mucoromycetes; Mucorales; Lichtheimiaceae. The record is from RefSeq and is a predicted model, not a curated record. The transcript has 5 exons.
AUGCCACUUGCUACCACGCCGUCGUUCCAUAAUACACCAGACUUGCCUUGGGUCGUUCAAAAGUUUGGCGGUACCAGCAUUGGCAAAUUCUUAGACAACAUUGCCAAUCAAGUCAUCAAGGAAUACGUCAAGGUCAAUCGACUUGUCGUCGUUUGUUCAGCACGUAGCGGCCAAAGCAAGCAAACAGGCACCACCAAUCGACUCAUUCGUGCAGCUGAUGAUGCUUUACGACCUGGAUCAUCCGAAUACAUCAGCAUUUUGAACGACUUGUUGGAAGAUCAUUUGAAGGUGGCGGAAGAAUUGGUCCAAAACAUUGAAAUCAAGGAGCAAUUGAAAAAAGACAUCGAGCAUGAUUGCGCCAAACUCAAAUCAUUCUUGGAGGCGGCACAGAUUAUCAAUGAGAUUUCUCCUCGCUCCCGAGAUAUCAUCAUCGGGGUUGGUGAAAAGUUAUCGUGCAGAAUUGUAGCUGCUGUGUUACAAGAUCGGGACGUGGAUGCAGCUUUUGUAUCAUUUGAAAACAUCAUCGAUCGUGAAUUUGAGGUGCUUGAUCAACGUUUCUAUGACUACUUAUCUCAACGCAUGGCUGAAAAGGUCAAUGAAUGUGGUAACAAAGUCCCAGUCGUCACUGGCUUCUUUGGUAUUGUUCCUGGUAGUUUAUUGAAUACGGUGGGUCGUGGUUACACCGAUCUUUGUGCAGCUCUUACGGCGGUUGGUCUGGGCGCUGAGGAACUCCAAAUUUGGAAAGAGGUGGAUGGUAUUUUCACAGCUGACCCACGCAAGGUGAAGGGUGCACGAUUGUUAUCCAUCAUCACUCCAGAAGAAGCUUCCGAGUUGACCUAUUAUGGCUCCGAAGUCAUUCAUCCUUUCACCAUGGAACAAGUCAUUCGUGCACAUAUCCCUAUUCGUAUCAAGAAUGUCCAAAAUCCCCGCGGCCAAGGCACUGUUGUAUUCCCCACCGAUGUUGUAUCAAAGGAUGGCACUUCUACCCCUCCUCAUUCACCCAAAGUACUCGCUGAAAAUGGAUACCACCUUGACUUGUCACGCAAGUACCCUACAGCAGUCACCAUCAAGGAUAAUGUCAUUGUACUCAACGUCCAUUCAAAUCGCAAGAGUGUCAGCCAUGGCUUUUUCGCAAAGAUCUUUUCCACCCUUGAUCGAUAUGGUGUUGUAGUCGAUCUCAUUUCUACAUCCGAAGUACACGUAUCAAUGGCAUUGGGUGUUGAUAGUGCAGAGAAGGAUUUACAACGUGUCAUUGAAGAUUUACGCACCGUUGGACGGGUUGACGUACUCAAGAGCAUGGCUAUUUUGUCAUUAGUGGGCAAGCAAAUGAAGAACAUGGUUGGUAUUGCCGGCAUGAUGUUUACUACGCUUGCAUCAGCUGGCGUCAACAUUGAAAUGAUCUCUCAAGGUGCUUCAGAAAUCAACAUUUCUUGUGUCAUCGACGAAAGUUCAGCGAUCACGGCCAUGAAUGUCAUCCACGAUCAAUUGCUAGACAAAAAGUCAGCUGUGGUGUUGCCUGCUCUUAGUGCAUCACAAACAUCUGUGCUUUUCGAUUAG